Molecule: messenger RNA, 1332 nt
Organism: Blepharisma stoltei
Lineage: Eukaryota; Ciliophora; Heterotrichea; Heterotrichida; Blepharismidae
Source: the annotation of a GenBank genome assembly
AUGAAAUUUGCAUCAACUCCAGCCUAUUCAAUAGGUGCAAAAACCAUCUCAGAGCCUAAAACUACCAACAAAAUGACGCCAGGGCCAGGGACUUAUGCUGUUAGAAAAGAAGAAGUUGAAGUCCCUGCUCCUUAUAUUGGCACAGGUCUCCGUCCUGAACUUUACCCUAAAAACAUGUACCCAGGCCCAGGUACCUACAGUGUCCCUUCCUUUUUAGAAUCCAAAAAACUCUCAAAAUCUGACAAAAAGCGAGACAAAGCAGAAAAAACGUCAUCAGGUCGAGAUAAAACUGACAAAACCAAAAUGGAUGCCCCAGGUCCAGGGUCUUAUAACCCUCAGAAACUGACCCGUUCCUAUUCCUACACCAUGGGGAACAAGAUUUUUAACAUCAACAGCGAAAAACCCCAAGAAUUAGGCCCAGGACAAUACAAUCCAAAUUAUAAAGCAGUCCAUACUCAAUAUAUGAGCAAGUUUGGGGUAGGCAAAAGACCAGAAAUGUUUACAAGUAAAGGAGUUCCAGGACCUGGGCAAUAUAAUCCUGCUGAUAAACCUGAUGGUCCACAGUUUGGAUUUGGAACUGAGCCUAAGGCUAGAAGGCUCCUUAGCAGUGAAACUCCAGCUCCAUGGGCUUAUGAUAUACCAGGGAUAGCUGAAGAGCUGAAAAACAAGCCAGGGAAAACUUUAGCCCCAAAACGCCCUUUUACUAUAAAAGACUCAGGAGCUCCAGGACCUGGGGCAUAUCAGCCAAGACUUAGCGAUACAGCUCCUUCAUUUUCAGUCGGCACAGGAGCUCGGUCUAGCUUUACCAAUGUUAAAAAAAGUCCAGGUCCAGGCGAAUAUGACCCGCAAAACCCAGCUCUGAUAGAAAAAUUCUCAAAAGUAGGCACAGGGAAACGUCCUCCAUUAUCAGUCCCAACCCAUACACCAGGACCUGGAGCUUAUCAAGUAGAAAGUACUAUAGGUGGGCCUAAAUUUGGAAUGAGUGGCAGAAGGACUGAUCUAAAAGCCACUGAACAAGUCCCAGGACCUGGCGCAUAUGACCCAACUAUCAAUUAUGUUGUUAAAGAUAGCACUCAUAUAGGAAUCGGGACUGGACAAAGAUCAAAUUCUUCCAGAAAUAGACCAAGCAACGUCCCUGGGCCUGGGAAUUAUAAUUUUUAUAAUAAAAAAGCUCAAGGACCAUACUGGUCAUUUGGUAAAGACCCAAGAAAUAAAGAAACCUUUGACGACGACCCAGGCCCUGGACAGUAUGAAAUUCCUUCCACAAUUGCAGAUGUUCCGAAAUAUCUUAUGGCAGUCCCUGGAGCUUCAAAUUCUUCGUUUAAAUCUUAA